UGGUCGAAAAUAGAGCCAAAAUCGUAGAGAUGAUGAGACAAAGAAGUAGCAGCCUCACAAAACCCCUCAUAAACCUCUUCCGCUUCAUAACAACCGAAUCAACUCAGACGCAACUCGCCACCCCAUCCCCAUCCCCAUCCCCAUCCCCAGUGAACCCAGCCCACCUCCUCCGAGUCUGCACCAUCCUCUACCAGCAACAGAACUCGCCCGAGUCACGUCUCCACUCAAACCUCAACUCGUCCAACUUCCAACUCACCCAUGAGUUCUUCCUCCAGGUCUGCAACAGUUUCCCUCUUUCAUGGCGGCCCGUCUAUCUCUUCUUCUUCUACACCCAAACCCACCCAAAUUUCACUCACACCACCGUCUCGUUCAACAAAAUGGUUGACGUCAUCGGCAAGGCCAGGAACAUCCAGCUCCUCUGGGACAUGCUCCAUGAAAUGGGACGACGCCGUUUGGUGAAUGAUAAGACUUUUCUUACUGCUUUAAAGACCUUGGCCAAGGCCAGGGAGUUGAACAAGUGUGUUGAAUUUUUUCAUGUCAUGAAUGGGUAUGGGUUUGAUUAUAGUUUGGAGACUUUGAAUAAGGUGGUUGAGAGUCUUUGUGGGUCUAAGCUUGUUGUUGAGGCCAAAUUCAUAGUUUUUAAGUUGAAGGAGUCGAUUGGGCCUAAUGGGGUUACGUACAGGUGUUUGAUUGAAGGGUUUUGUGAUGUGGGUGAUUUGAUUGAGGCUUCGAAGAUUUGGAAUUUGAUGGUGGAUGAAGGGUUUGACCCGGAUAUUGAUGCCAUUGAGAAAAUGAUGGAGACCCUUUUCAAGACGAAUCGAUACGGUGAGGCAUUGAAGGUUUUUCAGAUGAUGAGGGUGAAUAGGAUGGAUGAUUUGGGUCUUUCAACUUAUGGGCUUGUGAUUGAGUGGAUGUGUAAAAGGGGAAAGAUUGAGGAAGCUCAUGUGGUGUUCGAGGAAAUGCAAAAGAGAAGGAUCGAAGCAGAUAAUUCCACAUUGGCUUCACUGGUUUAUGGCCUUUUAGCAAGAGGUAGAGUUCGAGUGGCAUAUAAGAUUGUGGAAGGGAUUGAAAAACCGGAUAUUAACGUGUUCCAUGGGAUGAUCAAGGGCCUUUUAAGGUUAAGAAAAUUGCGUGAAGCAACAGAAGUGUUUAGGGAGAUGAUUAAAAAGGGGUGUGAGCCUAACAUGCACACUUAUAUCAUGCUAUUGCAAGGACAUUUGGGAAAGAGAGGAAGGAAGGGAUCGGAUCCUCUUGUGAAUUUUGAUACCAUUUUUGUUGGUGGUCUGGUUAAGGCAGGGAAGUCACUAGAAGCCACCAAGUAUGUGGAGAGAGUGGUCAAAAGAGGACUUGAGGUGCCUAGAUUUGAUUAUAAUAAGUUUUUGCAUUACUACUCAAAUGAGGAAGGGGUGGGGAUGUUUGAGGAGGUGGGGAAAAAACUGAGGGAGGUCGGGUUGGUUGAUUUGGCGGAUAUUUUUCAGAGAUACGGGGAGAAAAUGGCCACAAGAGAUAGAAGAAGAAAUAGAGCAGUAGAGCCAUGAAGAGAGCCGAAUGUGCUCUUUAAUUUACUGAUAUAUGAGAUCAGGUUGUGGUGUGUUUGAAUUGAUGAUUUCGAAUGACAUACUUUAUAUUGACCUUGCCCCUCUUUAAUUUACCUUCGGCCACCGUAGUCUGUACCACGAAAUUGAUUGAUGUCAUUAUGAUUAGUUCCAGGUUAUCUUGGGUUUUUCUAAUUUAGUUUGAAUGAAGUACUCUUGUCUUAGAAAUCUCUGGAUGGAGAGAGAGAGAGAGAGAGAGAGAGUUGACAUUAUCUAACUUCAAGUUCAUUAAGAACUGCCUAGCAUCAGUUGAUAGACAAACAACCAUGGCUGAUAUUUCUGGCACAUCAGGUACUCGGUUAUUCUUCUGCGAGCUUUAAUGUGGCUGAAGGUUCAUUUGAGGAGCCAAUGGGGAGGGAGAGCCUUAAGAAACUAUGGCAGAAGUACAAGGUUGAUAUUGCAGUAUAUGGUUAUGUGCACAGUUAUGAAAGGACGUGUCCCAUUUUCCAGAAUAUUUGCACCAAUAAGGAGAAGCACCAUUAUCAAUUGGCAUGGCUUUCAGUUCACCAUCGUGUUCUGUUUCAUUGGAACUACUUUGGGUGCUGGGAAUGUAGAGGUUCAUUGGAUGUUGUGUACAUGACCAUGCUUGGCUCCAGAGGCGGCCCAUGGGGUGUGCGAGGUGUGCGACCGCACAGGGCCCCCAAAAUUUAAGGGCCCCAAAUUUUUCCGAGUCAACGCAUUCAAUUAAUUAAAACAUGAAAAUAAAAAUAAAAUAUUAAAUAUCACCCCACAACGCCACAUGCAAGGCCCCAAAACCAAAACCAAAAUUGAAUUGAAUAUUAAUUAUCAACAACCUCCACAACUUAGAGAGUAGAGACCCUAAUUUAAUUCGUUUUCCUCUUCCCAACUCUCACGCUGCAACUCUUCUUUUUAUUUAUUUAUUAUGGUUUGAAACCUGUGUUUUCCUCUUCCCAACUCUUGCGCUGCAAAACCAUUAUAAUAUUCUUUUCUCUUUUAGUGAGUCUCUCUCUCUCCUCCGUCAAAAUAAAUCAUCCCUUUCUCUUCAGUACCAGUGUACCACCCUCUUCCAUCAAAUUUUGGAUUGUAAAAACCCAAGCUUUAGCCCUUUCCCCAAAAUCACAGUUCUUUUCUCCCU
Molecule: messenger RNA, 2691 nt
Organism: Prunus avium (sweet cherry)
Lineage: Eukaryota; Viridiplantae; Streptophyta; Magnoliopsida; Rosales; Rosaceae
Product: Pentatricopeptide repeat (PPR) superfamily protein
Molecular function (GO): protein binding
Source: RefSeq, a predicted model, not a curated record